AAACAAAAAAACUAUUUUUCUAAAGUUUCCUAAACAUUAACAGUGUCGCAGAGGCCACGAAAUUUAGAUUGAAAGAAAUACGUUUAUAUUUUUUGUCAAUUGUAAUUGUUCACAUUUCCUGGCAGAGGUUUUUAUAUUUAACUAUGGGAGAAGGUCUGAGUGAAAUCGAUCCGAAUUCGUUUUCAAACCCAGAGCAAUGCAUUGUGACAGACAUUCACAUAAAUGUAGAAGUUGAUUUUUCAAGAAAGAUAUUAAAAGGAUAUGUCGAUUUAUCUGUUGAACGAAAAAACCCGAAGGCAGAUCUUGUAUUGGAUACAAGAGAUUUGAAUGUAAUAAAUGUACGAAACAAAAAUACCUUAAGUAAAAUGGCUUUCACUUUGGGUGAACCUGUUGAAAACUUUGGCAGAAAGUUAGAAAUUAAGUUGCCGAAAAGGAUAUCGAAGAAGUAUAAUAUUCGAAUUGAUUAUGAAACUGCUCCACAUUCCACUGCUCUUCAAUGGUUAGAACCCUGUCAAACUGCUGGUAAAAAACAUCCAUAUUUGUUUAGCCAGUGUGAGCCCAUUCAUGCUCGUUCUAUGCUUCCUUGCCAAGAUACACCAGGUGUAAAAACUACAUAUACUGCAUCUAUUACUGCUCCAUAUGAGUUGACUGUAUUAAUGAGUGCUGUCCGUGAUGGUGAAGAAAUUGACGAUGAUCCUCUUAUGAAAAAAUAUAAAUUCAUUCAAAAGGUACCUAUUCCCAGUUACUUAAUUGCUAUUGUAGUUGGAGCAUUAGAAAGCAGAGAACUUGGACCUCGCUCCCAUAUUUGGUCGGAGAAAGAAUAUGUUGACAAAGCUGCUGAAGAGUUUUCUGAAACUGAAAAAAUGCUGAGUAUUGCUGAAAAGUUAUUGGGAGAAUAUGUCUGGGAAGUCUAUGAUUUAUUGCUGCUUCCUCCAUCAUUCCCUGUGGGAGGAAUGGAGAAUCCAUGCUUAACAUUCCUCACUCCUACCCUGCUGGCAGGUGAUAAAUCACUAGUUGAUGUAGUGGCUCAUGAAAUUGCUCAUAGUUGGACCGGCAAUCUUGUAACCAACAGGAAUUUUGAACAUUUUUGGUUGAAAGAAGGCUUUACAAAUUUUAUUGAGAACAAAAUCAUAGGAAGCAUGCAUGGAGAGCCUGCUCGCCACUUCAGAGCAUUGGAAGGCUGGAAGGAAUUAGAAUAUGCAAUUGAAACUCUAGGUGAUCAAAAUCCUUUGACAAAGCUGGUUCCUGACCUUAAAGGUGUGGAUCCUGAUGACGCUUUUAGUUCUGUUCCUUAUGAAAAAGGUCACACUUUACUUUACUACCUUGAAACUCUUCUAGGGGGACCAGAUGUAUUUGAUGAAUUUUUAAAAGCUUAUAUAGAUGAAUACAAAUAUCAAUCCAUUGACACUGACACGUGGAAAAAUUACCUGUACAAAUAUUUUUCAGAAAAGGAAGACAUCUUGAAAAAGAUAGAUUGGAAUGCUUGGCUGUAUUCACCUGGCAUGCCACCUGUUAAACCUGAGUAUGAUUGCUCUUUGGCUCAGAAGUGUGUGGAUUUAUGCAAUCGAUGGAUAAACGCUGGUGAAAACGAUUUGGAACAAUUCUCUAUCAAAGACAUUGCUGAAUUUUCUUCACCUCAGUGUAGAGAAUUUCUGUCUUUACUCCUACAGCAAGAACCUUUAUCAGUAAAAAAAAUGGAGAAGUUGACUGAUGCAUAUAACUUACGAGAAAAUCAUAACUCAGAAAUUCGGUUCAGAUGGAUUAGAUUAGGAUUGAAAUCUCAAUGGAAGGAAAUUAUUGAUCCAGCUUUAAAAUUUGUAACAAAUAUUGGACGAAUGAAAUUUGUGAGACCAAUUUACAGAGAUAUGUAUGAAUGGAAUGAAACUCGUGAAAAAGCAGUAUUGAAUUAUCAUGAACAUUCAAAAGAAAUGAUGUAUAUGACUGCUUUUGCUCUAGCAAAAGAUCUGCAGAUAUCAGAAGAUUAAUAUAAAUAAAGUAUAUAAGCAGCUGAGCUAUUAUUUUUCUGAAAGUCUAUCUUUCUUAUCUAGAGUAACCAG
Messenger RNA from Uloborus diversus, 2057 nucleotides. Its product is annotated as leukotriene A-4 hydrolase-like. Gene Ontology annotation, cellular component: cytosol. The record is from RefSeq and is a predicted model, not a curated record. The transcript is spliced from 17 exons. Gene Ontology annotation, molecular function: aminopeptidase activity; metallopeptidase activity; zinc ion binding. Gene Ontology annotation, biological process: proteolysis; peptide catabolic process. Bases 144 to 1985 code for a protein of 613 amino acids. Lineage: Eukaryota; Metazoa; Arthropoda; Arachnida; Araneae; Uloboridae.